AUGGAAAGAAGUAGAUGCCCUGGCUAUGAUACAUUUACUUUCACAGGAUUUAGAAAUUGGAAAAAAGUCAAUAAUGGAAAGAAUUGUGCCUUUUUGAAUCAUGUUGGGGAAGAUCCUUGCUCACCCCACAACAAUGUUGUGAAAUAUUGUGAUGAUCUAUUGAGUGAAUUAGUGCAUAUAGAUAAAAAGGAGAUUCUACAUGUUAUUGCUAGUAAAGUGCGGAGUAAGAUUCGUGAAGACAUUGGGGAUUCCAAAUUUUGUAUUAUUGUUGAUGAGUCAUGUUAUGAGUCAAAGGGAGAGCAACUGGCUCUUGUUUUGAGAUUUGUUGACAAUGAUGGCUUUAUACAAGAACACUUCAUUGAUCUUUCUCAUGUUAAAGAUAUUAUUGCAUUGACCCUAAAUGCUAUUCUUUCUCAUCAUUGUCUUAACAUUCAAAAUAUUCAUGGACAAGGAUAUGACGGUGCUAGCAACAUGUGUGGUGAAUGGAAAGGAUUGCAAUCCUUAGUUCUUAAUGAUUGUCCUUAUGCAUACUAUGUGCAUUGCUUUGCUCAUCGGUUACAAUUAGCAUUAGUUGCUGCAACAAGUGAGGUAAUCCUUAUCCAUGAAUUCUUCUUGAAUUUAAAUUUCAUUAUCACUACAGUUGGUUCUUCGUGUAAAUGUAAUGAUGAACUAAGAGCUGCUCAAGCUACAAAAAUUGCUAGAAUGUUAGCUAUUGAUGAACUUGAAAAAGGAACAGGGGCAAACCAAAUUGGGACUCUAAAACGGGCUAUAGAUUGUUGGGGGCCUCAUUUUAAUUCUAUUUGUUGCCUAGUGAGGAUGUUUGGUCCAACUUGUUUGGUGCUUGAAAAUAUAAAGAAAGAUGGGUCCACCUACUUGCAACAUGGAGAAAUGAUUAAUUCAUUUGAGUUUAUAUUUAGUUUACAUCUAAUGAAGGAAAUCAUGGGUAUUAAUGAUGUUCUUUGUCAAGCUUUACAGCAGAAAUCUCAAGACAUCUCAAAUGCCCAAAAUUUAGUUUCAGCAACAAAGGCACUCAUCCAAAAUUUGAGAGUAGAUGGUUGGGAUAAUCUUGAGAAUGUCAUAGGAUUCUCCAAAAUAUUUGAAAUUGAUAUUCCACAUCUAAGUGCUCAAUUUGCUAAAGGUAGAAGUCAUAAGAAAAGGGAUCAUGUUACAGUGGAGCAUCAUUAUAAUCUUGUUAUAUAG
Quercus lobata is the source of this 1200-nucleotide messenger RNA. Its product is annotated as zinc finger MYM-type protein 1-like. The record is from RefSeq and is a predicted model, not a curated record. The transcript is spliced from 2 exons. NCBI's taxonomy places the organism in Eukaryota, Viridiplantae, Streptophyta, Magnoliopsida, Fagales, Fagaceae. Bases 1 to 1200 code for a protein of 399 amino acids.